AUGGGAAAGCGCGGCGGUAAAAAGGGCGGCCGCGGUCGAGGCGGGUGGGGUGGCUCUCGUGGCCCUCCUCGUGACAAUCGAGUCGACAAGGCAACAAUUCCUCGAAAGAAUGACAAGUUCGAGCAAUACUAUAACCAGCUUGAUCUCGUGUCAGAGGAGGAAAAGCCUCAGUUAUGGGAGGCUAUGCGCCGCGACCUGCCCAACAGCUUUAGAUUUACAGGCUCUAGAUCGCACGCUUUAGCAGUUCAGCAACGUCUCCGAGACUUCUACAUUCCCGAAAUUACCUCGAUCACAUACGAUGGUCAGCUUGUUGAGCCUCCACAGCCAGUAUCAUGGUACCCAAACCAGCUCGCCUGGUUCAUGACCACUCCUAAGCACAUUAUCCGCCGGUUCCCACCCUUCAAGUCAUUCCAAAACUUCCUAGUUGCAGAGACAGAUGUUGGCAAUAUCACUCGGCAAGAGAUCGUGAGCAUGAUCCCGCCUCUGCUCAUGGACAUCAAGCCUGGAAUGACGGUGCUUGACCUUUGCGCGGCGCCUGGCAGCAAGUCUGCACAGCUCAUCGAGAUGCUGCACGAUGGCGAAGAAGAACGAUCAAGGAAGGUUGCGGAGAACACGGCCAACGGCCUGGCUAGACCUGAAGGCGCCGAGUACGAGGACGAUGGCCGGUCUCCAGGCCUCCUCAUUGCCAACGAUGUUGAUUACAAACGUGCUCAUAUGCUGGUGCACCAGGUCAAGCGACUGAGCUCCCCCAACAUCAUUGUCACCAACCAUGAUGCGACCGUGUUCCCGUCGAUCAAAAUUCCUUCGGAGCCCACGACCGAGGGAAAGCCUGCUCAAAACCGAUAUCUCAAAUUUGAUCGUAUUCUCGCUGAUGUGCCUUGCUCCGGCGAUGGCACGGCCAGAAAGAAUCUUGAAAUCUGGAGCAAGUGGACUCCAAGCAACGGUCUAGGCCUACAUGCCACUCAAGUCAGGAUCCUUGUCAGAGCACUGCAGAUGCUCAAGGUCGGCGGUAGAGUCGUUUACUCGACCUGCAGUAUGAAUCCCGUCGAAGACGAAGCCGUGCUGUCCGCAGCCAUUCAGCGCUGUGGUGGCCAGAGCUUCGUCCAGCUCGUAGAGACUGAAGGCUAUCUGCCUGGUUUAAAAAGGUAUGCAGGUCUCAAGAAGUGGAGUAUCAUGUCCAAAGCUGGCCGUAUCUGGCACAGUUACGACGAAGUGCUCAAUGAGCAGGCGACUCGUGGAGAAGACACUCUCAGCCGACUCACCGAGGGCAUGUUUCCACCGAAAGACGAUUUGCCUCUGGAGAGGGCCGUUCGCGUGUAUCCCCAUCAGCACGACACAGGAGCUUUCUUUAUAGCCAUUCUAGAGAAGAAGGCUGAGAUCAAGGCCAAAUCUGAAGAAAAGCCCGUUGCUGCUCCGGCUAUGAAAGUCGAGACCGCUGAUUCCAGCGGUACUGAGGUCAAGCUUGCAACCCAGCUAGACGGCCAAAUCGCUGCAGUUCAAAAUGGUGCUCAGUCACCCAAGAGGAAGAGAGAUGACGAAGCUGACGUAGAGCCCGCCGUCAAACGCAUAAAGGCCGAUGCCAAUGGAUCGACCGAAGAACACGAAGCGCCUCAGCCUUCAAAGACCACCGAGACGAAGACAUCUACCCCGGCUGCAGCUGCUAGCAUGCUGCAACCCCCGAUACAACAGAAUUCCGAUAGACCUCGGAAGGAUCGCAAUCAACCCUUCGAGGAGCCUUUCAAGUAUCUAUCGCCUGAGAUCCCCGAGCUUGAGUCCAUUCGCACCUUCUACAACCUCUCCGGACGCUUUCCAUCCGAUCGAUUCUUAGUACGCAACCCUGCCGCCACCGCAACCAAGAAUAUCUACUACACCACCGCCCUCGCCAGAGAUAUUCUCACCGAAAACGAGGGCAAAGGCAUCAAAUUCGUGCAUGCCGGCAUCAAAAUGUUUGUCAAGCAGGAUGCGCCGUCGCCGGAAGUUUGCCCAUGGCGGAUCCAGACCGAUGGUCUCAAAGUCAUCGAGCCCUGGGUUGGCAGGCAGCGUGUAAUCAAGCUGUGGCGCAAAGAAACACUGCGGAAGUUGCUUGUGGAGAUGUUCCCACGUUUUGCUGGUGAAGAAUGGCGCAAUCUCGGAGAAGUCGGCGAGCAAAUCCAAAACGUGGGCAUGGGUUGCUGUGUGCUGGUUGUGGAGCCGCGAGCGGAAGAGGGCGAUAGCGGCUUCAACGAGCGCAUGGUAUUUCCAUUGUGGAAGAGCAUACAAAGCUUGAAUCUGAUGUUGCCAAAGGAGGAACGGAAGGCGAUGUUAUUGCGCCUGUUCAACGACAGCACGGAGCUGGUCAACUUGCAACAGCACCCGGGUGGGAAAAGGCCAGAGAAGAAGGUGGAGGAGACUACAGAGCAGGUCAGGGUGCGCAACAGCAGCAGUCCAGAGAGUGAUGUGCCGCCAGCUGAUGCGGAAGGCGUGGAUGGGGAAGACGGCGGUGUGACACUCGAGCGAGAGACUUGA
This is a messenger RNA of Cyphellophora europaea CBS 101466, 2505 nucleotides long. RefSeq lists its product as uncharacterized. Bases 1 to 2505 code for a protein of 834 amino acids. Gene Ontology annotation, cellular component: nucleus; cytoplasm. NCBI's taxonomy places the organism in Eukaryota, Fungi, Ascomycota, Eurotiomycetes, Chaetothyriales, Cyphellophoraceae. Gene Ontology annotation, biological process: tRNA methylation. The record is from RefSeq and is a predicted model, not a curated record. The transcript is spliced from 3 exons. Gene Ontology annotation, molecular function: tRNA (cytidine-N5)-methyltransferase activity; tRNA binding.